Messenger RNA from Medicago truncatula (barrel medic), 2800 nucleotides. RefSeq lists its product as uncharacterized. Bases 98 to 2800 code for a protein of 900 amino acids. The transcript has 3 exons. The record is from RefSeq and is a predicted model, not a curated record. NCBI's taxonomy places the organism in Eukaryota, Viridiplantae, Streptophyta, Magnoliopsida, Fabales, Fabaceae.
UAAAAAAAACCCACAAAGACAAUCACUUUUUUAGUGAUUUGUACUUUUUUUCUAACUUAUUUUGUGGUUGACAAGUUAAUUGUUUGCCUUAUAGAAAAUGGAUCGUUCUUGGAUGUACAAUAGGGUAAAUGCUAAUAGGCACGGAUUGAAAAAAAAGUAUGUUUGUGGUGUUCAAAAAUUUGUGAAGAGGGCUUUGAAACAACCGAUUUGUAUAUCUGAAGGAGGGAUAAGGUGUCCGUGUACAAAAUGCAAGUGUACCAAGAUAUCUACACCAGUGAAUGUUAGACUUCACUUGUACCAGAAUGGAUUUCAACCAGAAUAUUGGAUUUGGACUGAACACGGAGAAGUGAAACCCAUUGUUGAUGAGAGUGGUGGUUUGGGUAGUAACGACCAUGUGCAUCAUGACGACCAAUUUGAUGUGAUGGAUCAAAUGUUGUAUGAUGCUUUUAGGCUUUACGAAGAUGUCCCCCAUGCGAAUGCUAACAUAGGAAAUGAGAUAUUGGCCGAGGGUGAGUUGCCUAAUACAAAUGCUAAACAGUUUUAUGACAAGUUGAUAUCCUUCAACAAGCCCAUCUAUGAGGGGGCUACCGAGUCUAAGUUAUCCAUAUCGGUCAAACUUCUGUCAAUUAUGGCUAACUGGCAUGUUCCACAAAAAGGUAUAGAUUUUUUUGCACAAAUGCUUAAAAAUGUAUGCCCAGUUAAAAAAUGCUUUCCCGAGAAUUGUUACCAAGCAACACAGCUGGUGUCUAAGUUAGGGCUGAAGGUUGAGAAGAUCGAUUGCUGUAAGAAAGGUUGUAUGUUAUAUUACAAGGAUGAUAGUAAGUUAUCUGAGUGCAAAUUUUGUUCUGCUCCUAGGUUCUUUCCUCGUAGGAUUGGUAUGGGAAAGUACAAAGAUGUCCCAGCGAAGAGAAUGUUUUAUUUCCCUAUCAUUCCUAGAUUACAAAGAUUGUAUGCAUCAACCGGGUCUGCAUCUGAAAUGAGAUGGCAUAAGGAAAAUAAAAACAAUUCAAACCUUCUUCGCCAUCCGUCUGAUGGAAAAGCAUGGAAACACUUUGAUGAAGUAUAUCCUGAAUUUGCUAGGGAACCAAGAAAUGUAAGGUUAGGUUUGUGUUCAGAUGGAUUUACUCCUUACAUUCAAGCGUCUGCUGGUCCGUAUUCAUGUUGGCCGAUAGUAGUUACCCCUUACAAUCUUCCCCCUGAAAUGUGCAUGACAAAACCAUACUUGUUUUUGGCUUGUCUCGUACCUGGACCUAACAACCCCAAAGAAAAGUUGGACGUCUACUUGCAACCAUUGAUUGAUGAUUUACAGCAAUUGUGGUCCAACGGAAUUUUGACCUAUGACAUAUCCACUAAACAAAACUUCAUAAUGAAAGCGUGCUUAAUGUGGACAAUUAAUGAUUUUCCGGCCUAUGGUAUGUUAUCUGGAUGGGGAACACAAGGUAGGUUGGCAUGCCCUCAUUGCAUGGGAGACACAAAAGCUUUCUACUUGAAAAAUGGCGGCAAGAAUACUUGGUUUGGUUGUAAUCGUCGUUUCUUGGCACCUGAUCACCCUUUCAGAAAAAGUAAAAGAAGUUUUACAAAAAAUGAAGAUGAGAAAAAAGGUCCACCUCACAUUUCCACAGGGCAAGAGAUAUGGGAGGCAGUAAGUAUCUUUCCAAAAGUGACCGAAGUUGGUUGGGAGAAAAAGCUGAAAGAGUUGAAUGAUUCUAACAAAGAUUAUAAGUAUGGAGUUCAUCAUAAUUGGAGAAAACGGAGUAUUUUUUGGGACCUUCCAUAUUGGAAGGACAACUUGUUAAGGCACAACCUCGAUGUGAUGCACAUAGAGAAAAAUUUCUUCGAUAAUAUAUUUUACACUGUCAUGAAUAUUACGGGCAAAACAAAGGAUAAUGAAAAGGCGAGAAAAGACAUGGCUGAAUGCUGCUUUCGUGGGGACUUGGAGAUGCAGGCUUUAUCUAAUGGAAAGAUGGGUAAACCAAAGGCAGGUUACACUUUGACCAAAUCUGAUGCCAAGCUUGUUUGUAAAUGGCUUAAGGAAUUGAGAAUGCCAGAUGGCUACGCUUCAAACCUUGCAAGGUGUGCCGAUGUCGAAAAGGGUGUAGUGCAUGGGAUGAAGAGCCACGACGGUCAUGUUUUCAUGGAGUGUUUAAUCCCAAUUGCAUUUCGUUCCUUACCAGAUUUGGUUUGGAAAGCAUUAACGGAGAUAAGUCAAUUCUUCAAGGAUCUUUGUUCCAAUACAUUGACGAUGGACGACUUGGUUAAGCUGGAUCAGAACAUUGCAAUUAUCCUAUGCAAGUUAGAAAGGUUUUUUCCACCAGGUUUCUUUGACUCAAUGGAGCAUCUUCCAAUCCAUCUUGCCUAUGAAGCAAUGCUAGGUGGUCCUGUGCAUUACCGGUGGAUGUAUCCAUUUGAAAGAUUUAUGGGAGUCUCAAAGCGGGCAGUGACAAAUAAGGCUAGGGUUGAAGGUUCCAUAUGCACUGAUUAUGUACACCGCGAGAUAGCUAAUUUGUUAGCUCAUUAUUUUAGCUCAUUCAAUUUGGUGCCAACCACAAGUUUAAGUAACAAUUCUUGUUCAGAAAGUGUUGUUAUCCAUCCUACAUUAUCCAUCCUACACAACAGUGGUCGACCCGGUGGAAAGUCUGGAAAACAUUAUCUGACUGAUGAAGAAUGGAAGUCUGCUCAUGUACAUGUCUUGAUUAACUGUGAUGAGAUUAAACCAUAUCUUGAGAGAAGGUAUCUUGGGAUCCUUGUGAUCAAGCUUUUGUCUAUCGCGUGUUUGAACAAAAAGGAGCUAAACGACUAA